GAGCGCACUCAUAUUGCUGAAAACAAGUAUGAACCUUCUGUUUUUCUUUAUCCUCCUGGGAGCUUGUUCCUUGGGGCUAACGAUUUUAUGGACAAAAAUGCCCACUCCCGAAGAAAGUCGAGCUAUCGAUGCCAAGUUUAAAGAAUGUUGCAAGAAGUGCAAACCUGAAGAAGAAUUUUGCAGAUUCAGGUGUGAAGUAGUGGCAUUGCACAAGAAUUGAAACAAGC
Cylicocyclus nassatus is the source of this 227-nucleotide messenger RNA. Lineage: Eukaryota; Metazoa; Nematoda; Chromadorea; Rhabditida; Strongylidae. The record is from the annotation of a GenBank genome assembly.